Molecule: messenger RNA, 2355 nt
Organism: Aspergillus puulaauensis
Lineage: Eukaryota; Fungi; Ascomycota; Eurotiomycetes; Eurotiales; Aspergillaceae
Exons: 5
Coding region: 1-2355 (784 amino acids)
Biological process (GO): nucleoside metabolic process
Molecular function (GO): catalytic activity
Source: RefSeq, a predicted model, not a curated record
AUGAUGCCCACUCACAAUGACUAUCAAGUCGGAUGGAUAUGCGCCCUACCUCUCGAGUUCGCAGCCGCCGAGGCCACGCUGGACACCAUCCACGAUACCCUGCCCAACCGACGAGACGACGAAAACACCUACGUUUUCGGCAGCAUCCUCCAGCAUAAUGUCGUGAUCGCGUGCCUGCCAGUCGGUGUUUACGGGACAACCUCAGCUACCUCGGUGGGAAUGCAGAUGAGGGCGAGUUUCCCUUCUCUGCGCUUCUGCUUAUUGGUUGGUGUUGCGGGCGGUGCGCCCGGUCCCCAUGCCGAUAUUCGAUUGGGAGAUGUGGUUGUGAGCAAACCCACCGGGGGAUAUGGUGGGGUCAUACAGUAUGAUUAUGGUAAAGCGGUUGAGGAUGGCGAAUUCGUUCUUACGGGGAUGCUGGAUAAACCGCCCGCGGUGCUGUUAACCGCGCUUGCUAGGCUCCAGGGCAGACAUCACUUGAGGGGGAAUGAUAUUCAUCGGUUCUAUAAAGAAGCCCUGGACAAGUAUGGCCAACUCGCAGAAACGUUUUCCUUUCCCGGACGAGCCGGUGAUGUGCUUUUCGUGCCGGACUAUAGUCACGUAGGGGGCAGCAAUAACGAUUGCGAUAAUUGUGACCAGGACCAAAUCUAUCCUCGUCCACCUCGAUCUUCCAGUCAUCCGCAGGCGUUCUAUGGUCUUGUUGCAUCUGCAAACCGGGUUUUGCGGAGCGCCGCCCGCCGCGAUGCUCUUUCUCGGAGACACGGCAUUCUUUGUUUUGAAAUGGAGGCUGCAGGGCUUAUUGACAUCUUGCCUUGUCUGGUCAUCAGAGGGAUUUGCGACUACUGUGACUCCCACAAGAAUAAACAAUGGCAGGGCUAUGCCUCUAUGACUGCCGCCGCCUAUGCGAAAGAACUCCUUUCUGUCAUCCCAUCGAAUGAAGUUACCCAGACGAAGACCAUCAAGGACGGUCUGAGUAACACGACCAAUACUCCGUCAACUAUACCUUCUGGCGCAAUCCAAACUCCUAGCAAGGAAACUAUCAAAGCACCAUACUCCGAACCGAUCGAUUCAGGCUUUGGUGGGCCAAGCAGUGGCAACAGUCACCAAACUGCUGUUGGGGUUCCUUCAUUCAAACCUCAGAGCGUAGAUCUCCCUGUAGGCAAAGGGUCUCGCUUACUGAUUGGGAUCGAACUUGGAUACGAGUUCUCCACGGCUGCAUGGACGACGACUGAGGACUUCAGAAGCUACAAACUCAAUCUCAUCACGAGAUGGCCAGGUCGGAGUGUAGAAACUCACCAGGUGCCGACAGAGCUAGGGUAUAAAGACGGCGUGGCUUUCUGGGGGUACUCCAUUCCCAACGAUACGCCCCGACUAGUCUUUCUGAGGGCCCUCCACUCUGAUGGAGAGCGCUAUGCGGGCAAGGACCAUGAUGACCGCUCUGCCAGAAAACUUGUAGGCGACUACAUUCUAGGUAUUUAUUGCCAUGUCCGACGUACCAUCCACAAUAGUAGAACGGUUCGUCUGGGUAACCGCAAGGUUCAAGUUGUGUUAGUUGUGCCGUUUUCAUUGCAGUCAAUGGCCAAAGAGGUAACCUCCACAGCGAAACAAGUUUUCUUAAGUGACGAAUCGUUACCCCAAGUCAGCACCGUUUUGAGAUCCAACGCCGCCGCUCUAGGACAGGUUUGCAUGCUUCCGACGCCAUCGCUGGGGGCAUAUGUUAUCUGUGAUAUGUGUGUAAAUUCCACAGAUCUCCACAUUUACAAGUUGACCUCCGUGAACCCCAUGGUCCUAGAAGAAAUCCGUGAUGCAACAGGUGAUUACGCCUUGGCCCCUCUCAUCUGGAAUCCCAGAAUGCGAACUAGUUAUUUGAGCCAAGAGCAGCAGCGAGGGGUCGGGCCGAUCGUCCACGAACUCAUUGAGGAAGUAUGCCGACAAAAGUUGCAACGAAGUUCCGUCCCCGUUGAUUCGAGCGACCUACUACAAGCUGUGAUAACAUUCCGAGAAGACAUUCUCAACCCGCGUUUCGAAGUUGAGAGCCCAACCAGGAAGUAUUAUAUAGAUGUUCGUGGCAUUUUACUCAAGCGGGGAAUUCCGGACGACUACACAUACGAACCCUACAUGUUAAGAGGCCAUAUAUGCCUUACAGACAUGGAAAUCGCAACAGCAUUCGAUUUCGCCUUGGAUGGGGUUAAGGGGUCUAUGGAUUCCCAGAUGAGCUUUCAAGAGGACCUUAAGAUCGAGGGAAUUGUUCUUGCUGGCAGCUGGGGAUCCAAUCCCUACAUUUAUCAACAUAUCGCAUCGCUGUAUACAGACCAGCACUCAAUACCCGUCUGUCAAGAACUAAACAGCCAUUUGUAA